Molecule: messenger RNA, 5134 nt
Organism: Scylla paramamosain (green mud crab)
Lineage: Eukaryota; Metazoa; Arthropoda; Malacostraca; Decapoda; Portunidae
Product: mRNA decay activator protein ZFP36L1-like
Exons: 3
Coding region: 461-1441 (326 amino acids)
Molecular function (GO): mRNA binding; metal ion binding
Source: RefSeq, a predicted model, not a curated record
UCAUUACCCCUCUGGGAGCCACGGAGAGAGGAGGAAAGGGAGAGGACUGGAGAGUAGGGAGAAUUCGACACACGGUUAAAAGCGAGAAGAAAGAUUGAAAGGAAAUAGAAACUGAAUACAAGAACUGAAGAUUUCUUUCAAGUUUCCACAAUUCUAAGUUGCUUACCGAAUUAGUGGCGUUUUGUCAAGUGAAGUGCGGCUUGGUAAUGCAUCAGUUGUGUGUUUAAGUAACUACCACAACCAGUACCACAACCACUACCACUACUACAUUGUGUUUUAUAAGUGCCUAAUCUAACAAAAUACACCGGUAUCUCUUGUGUACGUGUGUUCGUGCUUUCCAUCACUCGUGUGCACAUUUGGCGGUGUUUGUACCCCUCCAUGUGCACAUCCAGCAACGAGUGCGUGUAGGAAGAAGGAAGAAGGAAUUGAAGUCUGGCGUGGUACUCAGCCUCUCCCAGCUAUGUCUCCCGGAGUGCCCCAGGAUACCAGCCUUCUCGAUUUUAAUACAGAGGGCCCCACAAUGCUUCGAAGUGUUCGUCGUGAUGGCAGUUUGGUGGCGUCACGUGAGGGCAUAGAUCAGCGUGCCGUGGGGGGUCAUCUUUCCCUCGCUAAGAGAAACUCAACCCCCGUGGGCGCCGGCGUGGCCAUGGGCGUGUUAGGUGGAGGUCUGUCCACUGGGCGAAAUCAUAGCACUAGUGGGCCGGCAGCUUCUACAGGCCCAUCAGAGCACCGUCGCCUGGACCGCUGUCACUCUGAGCCAGCCAAGGGCGGCGGCAACUCCUCGCGGUACAAGACAGAGCUGUGCCGGCCCUUUGAGGAGCACGGCUUCUGUAAAUACGGCGACAAGUGCCAGUUUGCCCACGGCGGCGCUGAGCUGCGAACACUGAACAGACACCCCAAGUACAAAACUGAGCUGUGCCGCACCUUCCACACCAUCGGCUUCUGUCCAUAUGGUCCGAGGUGCCACUUCAUUCACAACGCCGAGGAGAGACGCGGCGCCCCUCCCCCGCCCUCCCCUGGCCCUAACCCUCCUCCCCCGAUCUCCCCACGGCCUCACAUCCUCAUGGGCGGCCUUGGCUCUGCUGCUGACUCGCCCUCCCCGCCCUCCUCGCUGCAUGGGUCGCCCACAACACCCUCUGCGUUCUUUGACGACACCUUCAAUUUGUUCCCGGGGUGUGGGCGCGGACGUGGGCUGCUGGAGGGCCUCACUGUGGGUCUCCAUGGCCUAGGUCCUGCUGGUCCCGCCUCUCCUUCCCCCGGGGGCUCGCUGCCAGGGCUGGACACGCCCCCGGUAAGCCCUGUGGAGUCCCUAGCUGGUGAUCUGGACUCGUUAUCUCUCUCCUCCUCCCACUCCACUUCGCCCACGCCACACACCCACGCCCUUGAUAUCCCGCGCUCCCUCCGGCUCCCUAUCUUCGAGCAGCUGUGUGAACAUGACUAAGGGACCUGUGAACCCUGAGGAGCCCCUGAAAACCCCCCAAAAGCUAGCCACAACUCAAGUAAUGUCCCUUAAAACGCCACAAACUGUCGCAAAACUCAAGUACCGCCCCUGCACAUGCCACAAAAUACCCUGAGACUCAAAUACCACCCCUGGAAACCCCACAGGAACUAUGCACAACCCUAGUAUUGUCCCUGGAAACCCCACAAACUGCCCUAAAACCGAGCUAUCUCCCCUGCAAACCCCACAGACUGCAUUUGGAACCAUGCCCGAUGCAAAUAGUAUCCUAGAAUCCCCAGUAAAGUUAUCCAGACCCCUGAAACCCCCACAGACACCGCAGAAACCCACAAAUGAUCCCUUAAAACCUACAUACCGCCCCUAAAUACCCCAAAGUCUCUUACAAACCCCCACAAACAACUCACAGAACCCAGAAUACCCAUAACACUAACCAAACGCUCCCUGAAGAACACCACAGACCAGUCAGCUCCCAAGCACUCCUGACAGGCCAGCCACAAGGUAAAUAAAGCACAAAUACCCACUUUCUUAAGGCAGACAAGGUCAGACUGACUGCCUUCUUAGUGUAAACAAGGCCACGGGUACCUCCACACUGGCUGACCUUCACAAAACCUGUCUAAAUGUAAACUAAUGAAAUUUUUUACCGUUUUUAUGCAAACUUCAAACAAUUUCUAGGCAAACAAACUGCCCUGAAAAGAAAUUAAAUAUAAACAAACCAGAUUUUUAUAUACAAACAACAAACAAACAUUUUUAUAUACAAACAACAUAUACAAAAAAACAGGUCCUUAGGUAUUUAAUCUCCAAAAAACAGCUUCCAAGGUAAACAAACUAUUUUUUUUACCCUGUUAAUUUACAAACGACCCUCCCAAAAAUGCCUGAAUGUAAACAAGGAUAUACCCGCACCCAAAGUCGUAAUCUCAAGUUUUUUUUUAAUGUAAACAAGGCUUUAAAUACUCUUUUUUUAAGUACACGUUCCAAAGUGUGACAUUUUAAGUUAAAUACGCCUGAAAUUACAGAUUAUUACAAAUAUUCAUUUUUUUGAGAUAAGCGCUAAUUCUCCCUUACAAAACCUAAACACUACAAAAAACACAACUAAACCCAAAAAAACCUUCACAAAAACCCAAAUACACUAAAAACACCCUAAAAAAAAACAACAAAACCCUUAAAACACUCUAAACCAAUCCCUGAAUUAAAAUUAAAAUCCCUAAGUUUCCCCUAAAAAAACCGCCCAAAACGUGACAAAACCCGCCCAAAAGUCAUGGUUGAGCUCAACGUAUUUUUAAUUAGUUAGGAACGUGGUGGGGUGGGGGGUGACGUUGGGCGAGGCAGAGGGAGAGGGAGGGGGGCUGGGGGUACUGUAUGCGUGGUGGGGGUGUUAGGGGGUGGUGAAAAUGUGAGUCCUUAUUUAAUGUGUCCCACUGUGUUUAAAAUGAGAGAUUCGCUUCUAUUUAUCUUUUAUUUAUUUAUUGGAGUGAUGGAAUGUAAAGUGGUAGAGAGAGAAGAAAGAUUUUUAAUUAUUUUCUAGAAUUAAUGCUCUUUUCAUUGUAGAUUUUUGAAUUGUGUGUUUAUUUCCCGCUUUCUGUUUUUUUUUCCCCAUUUUCCUUUCGUUCCUCGUUUUCUUUUUAAUCCUUUUUGUUGAGUUAUUGUGGUCUUUCUACUACUACUACAUCUAUCACCACAACUAAUUAAUACUACAACAACUGUACAACAACCACUACUACUACUAUGUCCACUACUGCUACUAGGAACAGAUAUACACACAAGAGAUGCCCUAUGGUGGUGUACGCUAGAUUAAUACAAUAGGUAAAAAUUUAGAUCAGUUAUUCCUUAGUGCUUAGCUCCUUGUUGCGUUGUGGUGAUGCUUCGUUCACUAGAAUGCGACCCUUAUUUAGUUCAUUGCUCUUUAUUAUUAUUAUUAUCAUUAUUAUUAUUAUUAUUGUAUAUUAAUUUAUAUCUAUAUUAUUUAAUGUUUUGUACUAUAUUAUUUAAUGAGAAGAUGAAGAUUUGUAAUUAUUUAGUGUGAUGAGGGACUGUGAGUGUAAAGUUGGUUAUUAUUAUUAUUAUUAUUAUUAUUAUUAUUAUUAUUAUUAUUAUUAUUGUAUAGUUAUUUUUUUAUUCAUCUACAAAAUUGUACAUAUUAAUAUUAUUAUUAUAUGAAAAGAACUUAUUUUACUCACUUUUCUUAAUUUCUUGUCUCAAAUUGUUCAUUAUUAUUAUUAUUAUUAUUAUUAUUAUUAUUAUUAUUAUUAUUAUUAUUAUUAUUAUCAUUGUUGUGUUUGUGUCGUAUUAUUAUCAUUUCUCCCUUUCCCUCUUUCUUAUUUGUUUUCUUUAGUUCCUUUUUCUUUUGAAGUUAAUAAAUAUUUUGUAAUUAUAAUUUAUUGAAAUAUUAAAUAGUUACUUUUAUCUUUAAUAUAUAUAUUUGUUUGUUUCUUCCCCUUUUUUCCCCUUGUUUGCUCUUGUUUCCUUCUUUCUUUCCCUUUAUUUUUUUUAUUUAUUUUUUUGGUCACUGGUUGGAGUUUUUUUUUUUUUACUUUUUUUUCUUUAUUUUUCCUCCUCCUCCUCCUCCUCCCCCUCCUCCUCCUCCUCCUCCUCCUCCUCCUCCUCCUCCUUAUAUAUAUAUAUAGGAAGGAGCCAGCGAUGUAUACAAAUUAUAUGAAUAUUAUUAUUAUUAUUAUUAUUAUUAUUAUUAUUAUUAUUAUUAUUAUUAUUAUUAUUAUUAUUAUGCUCCUACAAUCAUACAUACACACGCACAUAUAUAUAAAUUAUAUAUAUUACAUACAUAUAAAGUUGUGGUGUGUAUAUUAUUAUUAUUAUUAUUAUUAUUAUUAUUAUUAUUAUUAUUAUCAUUAUUGUACUAUUUUUCUUUUAUUUUCUCUCUUUAAAUGUAUAUUAUUUGUGUAUUUAAUUUAGUGUAAUAAUAAUAAUAUAUUUUUGUAUAGCUAACGUUAUUAUAAUUAAAAUCUCUCUCUCUCUCUCUCUCUCUCUCUCUCUCUCUCUCUCUCUCUCUCUCUCUCUCUCUCUCUCUCUCUCUCUCUCUCUCUCUCUCUCUCUCUGUCUUGCAAAAUAGCAUUAUUAUUUUAUUUAUUUUACUCUCUCUCUCUCUCUCUCUCUCUCUCUCUCUCUCUCUCUCUCUCUCUCUCUCUCUCUCUCUCUCUCUCUCUCUCUCUCUCUCUCUUGCACGCAAAAUAGCAUUAUUAUUUUCUUAUUUAUUUUACUCUCUCUCUCUCUCUCUCUCUCUCUCUCUCUCUCUCUCUCUCUCUCUCUCUCUCUCUCUCUGUUUAUUUAUCAUUAUUUUCUUAUUUAUUAUUUAUUUAUUUAUUGCCUACUUAUGUUUCUGCCUCCUAGGAGAAAGAAUUGUAAUAGUAAUAAUUCUAGUAAUUAUAUAUAUAUUAGUAAUCCGAGAAAAGAAAGACUAUGUAAUUGUAGAACCCGCGAUAUGGCAACACCGGCGUGAGUAAUAUAUAUAAAUAAUUAUAUAUAUAAAUAAUUAUAUAUGUGUAAUUGAAUACGGCCAUUAUUAUUUAUUUGGUUCAGCUCAAUAUUUAAUUUUCACUUUUUGUUACUUUUUAUUAUUAUUAUUAUUAUUAUUAUUAUUAUUAUUAUUAUUAUUAUUAUUAUUUGCAAGUAAUUUGGAUGUGAAUGUAAUUAAAAAGAACACAUUAAAUUUUUUCUAAUUUUUUA